UUAUGGUCCAGUUAAAAGCAGCAGAUCCCAGGGAAACUUUUGGAAGGCACGUGAAGUUCGCGGAAGCAGCUCCUGAGGAUUCAGUUGCAGUUGAAGGAUUUCAAAAGUUUGUGGAAAGCCCAAAGGAACCGACAGAAAGAACCUCGACAGGCAGUGUGUGGAUGCCUGUCAAUACAUAAGAGAGAGACAGGAGGUGAAAAGAAGCCGGAACGACUUGAAAUCAACUUGAAGGACAAAGGAAAGGACUCCUAAAGGUCUACACAAUGGCGUCUUUGGGACUUGAAUUGACUGGUAUCAGCCUGGCAGUGCUAGGGUGGCUACUGAGUGUGCUGAGCUGUGCUCUACCUAUGUGGAGGGUCACUGCUUUCAUUGGCGCCAACAUCGUCACAGCUCAGGUGUACUGGGAGGGUCUGUGGAUGAGCUGUGUGUUCCAGAGUACGGGACAGAUGCAAUGUAAAGUCUACGACUCAAUGCUGGCUCUGCCUCAGGACCUGCAGGCUGCCAGGGCUCUCACCAUCAUCACCAUCGUCAUAGGAGUGGUGGCUGUCCUCAUUUCCAUGGUGGGGGCAAAGUGCACCAACUGCACUGAAGGGGAGGGGGUGAAAGCCAGAGUGAUGAUUGGUUCGGGGGUGGCGUUCAUCGCUGCGUCACUGGCACAGCUCGUCCCCGUUUGCUGGUCGGCAAACACCAUCGUUAGGGAGUUCUACAGCCCCAUCAUUCCCGCUGCGCAGAAAAUGGAGAUCGGUGCAUCGUUGUACGUGGGAUGGGCUGCCUCAGCCUUGCUUCUGAUUGGCGGGUCGAUCCUGUGCUGCAGCUGCCCCCCACGGGAAGAUAAAGCAAUGAGGUACAGCAUUCCUCCUGUAAGUCGGAUGGCCUACUCCGCUGCUCCGAGGUCGACAGCUCAAAGCUCCUACACCAGGAAAGACUAUGUGUGAACAAAAUGAUAGAGGAGCAACUGUCAUUUUUUUACAAGACCCUCAUUUGUUGUGUUUUUUCUUCAAAGUAUCCUUAUAAUAAUCACACAUGUACAACAAGAACAGGUCUUCAUGAAACAUGUGACAAAAAGACAUUUGAUGUUGAAGAUGUUUUUGACAUUUUAGGAAUGUUUUCACUGCUGGAUGCUGGUCCUGUUUACAUUCAUAUUUGGCAAUAAAGCAAAAUUGUGAAAUUCAUUUAAAAAAAGAAAAGAAAAUCUGAAUGUAACAUAUUUUAAAAGCUCAGAAAGAAAAAAUGUUCAAGAUGGAAAAUACUUGUGUUUUUGAAACAAAAUUCCUUGUGGUAGUCUGCCAUUGAACUGAUCAGUAUGUAUAUAUCUUAUACACGGAGCACACAGGUUCCUUUAAGCGACGGUUUCAUGUUUUUUUUGUAUAUUUUGUUUUUUAUGAAAUACUGACACAAACUCAAGGAUGUUAGAGUUCAGGCAAUUGAGCAAAGCAGAGCUCAUCGUUUCUCUUAAUACUGUCUGAAUGUGUAAGCUUAAAACAACAAUAGCUGUUCAGAUGAAAGAUUCAAUGUGUUCCAUCUUUUUACUUUUGUUCUGCUAAAUGCUGCUUCAUUUAAACAUUUUUUUCCACACUGUGUAACGUUUCUGUCCAUUUUUGUGCAACUUUUUUACAUAUGAGCCUUUCCUUAAAGCUUUAUUACGUGAUAAAUAACAAACAUUUUGCUUUUAAAUGUACUAGUUUUGAUUGAAGGAAUAAAAAAGGACUUUUAUUAUGAAUUUA
This is a messenger RNA of Oryzias latipes (Japanese medaka), 1724 nucleotides long. RefSeq names its product claudin 3d (gene cldn3d). Gene Ontology annotation, molecular function: structural molecule activity. Gene Ontology annotation, cellular component: bicellular tight junction; membrane. NCBI's taxonomy places the organism in Eukaryota, Metazoa, Chordata, Actinopteri, Beloniformes, Adrianichthyidae. The record is from RefSeq and is a predicted model, not a curated record.